This is a messenger RNA of Cokeromyces recurvatus, 1568 nucleotides long. RefSeq names its product proteasome regulatory subunit C-terminal-domain-containing protein. Gene Ontology annotation, biological process: regulation of protein catabolic process; ubiquitin-dependent protein catabolic process. Gene Ontology annotation, cellular component: proteasome complex; proteasome regulatory particle, lid subcomplex. Gene Ontology annotation, molecular function: protein binding; enzyme regulator activity. Bases 39 to 1523 code for a protein of 494 amino acids. The transcript is spliced from 7 exons. Lineage: Eukaryota; Fungi; Mucoromycota; Mucoromycetes; Mucorales; Mucoraceae. The record is from RefSeq and is a predicted model, not a curated record.
AAUAAAUAAAUAUAUACAUCAUAGCAUAAUUUCACACAAUGAGUAGUAAGGAACAAAAGCAAGAUAAAAAUAACGAAGUUGAAUCAAUGGAAGUUGUUGAAGAUGAAGAAACAAAACAUCAACGCAUUACAAAAGAAACAAUUACAGAAAUCAAACGUAAUUUCACUUUGUUGGAACGUGCAGUUGAAACUAUUGAAUCAAGAUUCACCACACGUGUUUUGAGAACUUUACCUUCAAUUAGACGUCGUUUGACUUCUGAAAUACUUGCACAGGUGAUCUCGGACUACUAUAAUUCUGGUGAUGAACAAAGAUCAGAGCUCUUGAAAUAUUUGAAUGAGACCGAAAAAGCAUCAAGCGAGGAAGAGACCGAUAAAAAGAAUGUUGUUUUACCUGAAGUUGAUAUUUAUCUUUACUUGAAUGUAUUGAUUUAUUUGUUGGAUAAAAAUGAAUUGGAGAAGGGUCUCGAGUUAUCAAAUAAAACUAUAGAAAAAGUCGUCCAUUUGAACCGUAGAACCAUGGAUCAAAUUGCUGCUCGUGUCUAUUUUUAUCAUGCACGCUUUCAUGAAUUAACAAAUACACUGGCCGAAAUUAGACCUGUUCAGUUAGCGGCACAUAGAACAGCUACAUUAAGACAUGAUGUGGAAAGCCAAGCAACAUUAUUAAAUUUAUUGUUGCGUAAUUACUUUUUCCAUAACCUUUAUGAUCAAGCAGAUAAACUUGUUUCUAAGAGUACAUUCCCUGAAAAGGCAGGAAAUAAUCAAGCUGCUCGUUACGCUUAUUAUCUUGGUCGUAUCAAAGCUCUUCAAUUAGAUUACACUGCUGCUCAUACUUACUUGACACAGGCCAUUAGAAAAGCACCUCAAAACAACGUUACAGCUGGUUUCCAACAAACUGCUUAUAAAUUCUUUAUUGUUGUUCAGCUUUUAAUGGGUGAAAUUCCUGAAAGAUCUGUCUUUAGACAGACUAUUUUAAAGAAGGCCCUUGCACCUUAUCUUGUCAUUACUCAAGCUGUUCGUGUUGGUGAUCUUAACAAAUUUCAAGAAGGAUUAGCACAUUAUGAUGCAGUAUUUAAAAAGGAUAAGACGUAUACUCUUAUUCUUCGUCUACGUCACAAUGUUAUUAAGACGGGUAUUCGUAUGAUCAGUCUUUCUUAUUCUAAAAUUUCUUUGAGAGAUAUUUGUAUCAAGCUUCAUUUGGACAGUGAGGAGGAUGCAGAAUUCAUUGUGGCUAAAGCAAUUCGAGAUGGUGUUAUUGAUGCUACCUUAGAUCAUUCAAAAGGAUAUAUGAAGAGUAAAGAAGUUGUUGAUAUCUAUAGUACGAAUGAACCACAAAAUGCUUACCAUCAACGUAUUAACUUUUGUUUGAAUCUUCAUAAUGAGGCUGUUAAGGCCAUGCGUUUCCCUAUGGAUGCACAUAGAAAAGAAUUAGCUAGUGCUGAAGAAGCAAGGGAAAGAGAAAGAGAACUUGCUCAAGAAAUUGCAGAGGGUGAUUUAGAUGAUGAUGAUGAUAUGGGUGAUUUUUAAUAAUGAAUGUUAUAAAAUAAAUAAAUAAAUGAAGGGAUAGCAUAU